GCUUUUGAUAGAGUUGAUCAUCGUUUACUUGUAAGAAAGUUAAAGAAAUUCGGGAUUGGUGGGACUUUGUUGAAAUGGUUUGAAGACUACUUAACCAAUCGUCACCAAAGAGUAACUGUCCUUGGCAAAACUUCACAUUCUCUCCCAGUACUUUCUGGCGUGCCGCAAGGUUCAAUACUUGGUCCUUUACUGUUUGUUAUUUACGUGAACGAUCUUCCGCAGGAAACAUCUACAUCGUCUAUUGCUUUGUAUGCUGAUGAUACUAAAUGCUAUCGUCCAGUUAGAUCACAUAAGGAUGAACAAUAUCUUCAAAAAGAUCUUGAUGGUAUUAACAAUUGGUGUGAAUUGUGGCGGAUGGAUCUGAAUCAAUCGAAAUGUGAAGUUCUUUCGGUGACCAGAAAUCUGAAGCUA
This is a messenger RNA of Paramuricea clavata, 411 nucleotides long. Lineage: Eukaryota; Metazoa; Cnidaria; Anthozoa; Malacalcyonacea; Plexauridae. The record is from the annotation of a GenBank genome assembly.